AUGGCAGCAACACGAAGCCUCAUAGCGGCAGCAGUAGCAGCAGCAGCAGCAAUAGCAGCAGCAGCAGCAGCAGCAGCAAUAGCAGCAGCACAUCUAUCGAUGUGCUGCAUCGGCGCAGCAGCAGCAGCAGCAGCAGCAGCAGCAGCAAGGAUAGAACAGCCAGAAACUGUUACAGCAACAGCAUCUAUAGCAGCAUCAACAACAGCAAUGACGGCAGCAGCAAUGUCAGCAGCAGCAGCACCAGCAGCAGCAGCAGCAAUGCCAGCAGCAGCAGCAGCAGCAGCAGCAGCAGCAGCUGAGUGUCUGCUGCUGAAGGUCUCAUUGCCCCCGCCCUGGCUUUUAACUGAGACAGCAGCUAACUCGCAGCAACAGCAGCAGCAGCAGCUUCUCCUGAGAGGCAAUAGCAGCAGCAGCAGCAGCAGCAGCAGCAGCAACAGCAGCAGCAGCAACAGCAGCAAGAGGGACACCGAAGAUACAUAG
Molecule: messenger RNA, 480 nt
Organism: Eimeria mitis
Lineage: Eukaryota; Apicomplexa; Conoidasida; Eucoccidiorida; Eimeriidae
Exons: 2
Coding region: 1-480 (159 amino acids)
Biological process (GO): translation
Cellular component (GO): ribosome
Molecular function (GO): structural constituent of ribosome
Source: RefSeq, a predicted model, not a curated record